Messenger RNA from Rhagoletis zephyria (snowberry fruit fly), 1143 nucleotides. RefSeq lists its product as uncharacterized. The record is from RefSeq and is a predicted model, not a curated record. Lineage: Eukaryota; Metazoa; Arthropoda; Insecta; Diptera; Tephritidae.
UGCAUAAAUUACAUCAAAUUAACAAAUGAAAAUUAUAAAAGCUUAUUUGAUCUCGUAAAAGAAAAUGAAACCGAAAUGGCUGAAGAAAUGAGUAAAACAAGUAAAAUGAUGGAGCAACAAGUGAAGGAGGCAAAAACAGAGAUUGUAAAUGAAAUAAAAAAAAAACACAAACAAGUGCGGGAAGCGCAACAUAUGCGAGCAAACUGAAAUCUUGUAAUAGUGUGCCCGUUAUUUUAAAGCCAAAAAACAACCAAAACAGUGACAUUACAGAGGAAGAAGUCAAAGAGAAAAUUAAACCUUCGGCUCUUAACGUACAAGUGAAAGGAAUAACAGAGGCAUGAUGGAGCAGUAGCUGAAAAUGCUGUGAAAAUGAAGGCGGUAGAAAUGCUUUGACUGAAGAAAUUAAAGACAAAAUGGGUACUGACUACGAGAUGCAAGCUCCAAGGAUGAGAAAUCCAAAAAUAUUGAUCGUCGGAAUGACUGAGGAAUUAAAUAAAGAUCUUAUUGUACAAGCAAUCAGUAAGCAAAAUGAUGUUGAAUGCGGCCAUUUAGAAUGUGUAAAAGUGUACAAGUCCCACAAAAUUCCGCAGGUGUAUAAUGCAAUAAUAGAAACAGAUGGUGAUGGAUAUAACCAAUUAUUGAAAAGGAAAAAAAUUAACAUCGAAUGGGAUAGGUGUCCAGUCUAUGAAAGUUGCAGCGUACUAAGAUGCUUUAAAUGUUGGGGAUAUAACCGUGCCUCUAAGGUCUGCAAAAACGAUGAUCAAAUAUGUGCAAAAUAUACACCCGUAUGCUGUAAUCCGAAAGUUCUUAGUAACGAAUUCGUAGCUCCGAUCCGAAAAUUCGAAAAUUGCAUACCAAUUUUACGAUUCGUAGCAAAAUCGAAUCUACGACGGAUAGCAUACAUAGUACAGCAUAGGGGUGAUAGUGAAACGGGUCAUACGUAUAAAGAGAGCAAAAAUAACAAUAAUAAAUGCAUAAACUGUAAAAACGCCAAGGAGAGAUUGAAAUUGUCAGACAUUGACACAAAUCAUGAUUGCGGAGAUUCAAACUGUCGAGUUUUACAAAGAAAGAAUAAGUUGGAGGCUGAAAGAGUGGCUUAUUUGCAGCCAAAGUUUCGUUAAGAAACUAUAACAUUAUACGUUG